Molecule: messenger RNA, 800 nt
Organism: Cricetulus griseus (Chinese hamster)
Lineage: Eukaryota; Metazoa; Chordata; Mammalia; Rodentia; Cricetidae
Source: RefSeq, a predicted model, not a curated record
CCUGCAUGUUUGCGGUGGGCUGCAGCAUGGGCCCCUUCCUGCACUUCUGGUACCUGUGGUUGGACCGCCUCCUCCCUGCCUCGGGCCUCCGAAGCCUUCCGAGCGUGAUCAAGAAGGUUCUGGUGGAUCAGAUGGUGGCCUCGCCCAUCCUGGGCGUCUGGUACUUCCUGGGCCUUGGCAGCCUGGAAGGCCAGACGCUGGAGGAGAGCUGCCAGGAGCUGCGGGCCAAAUUCUGGGACUUCUACAAGGCUGACUGGUGCGUUUGGCCAGCCGCUCAGCUGGUGAACUUCCUCUUCAUCCCUUCCCAUUUCCGAGUCACUUAUAUCAACGGGCUGACACUGGGCUGGGACACGUAUCUGUCCUACCUGAAGUACUGGGCCCCUGAACCCCUUCCAACUCCGGGCUGCGUGGACUGAACUUGAAUGCUGCGGAGGAGUAGGCCAAUGGACACACUCCCAUAGGAGGUUCUGGAACAGGUCAGAGCUCUGAGCCACAUCCAAAACCCAGGCUGACUAAGUCUGGACCAGCUAUCCCUUCGGAGUCUGCCAUGGAGACAGUUUGCCCAUGUGAAACAGCCCCAGCACCAGCUGUCGCCAGGUUUUUCAGUCGGACCAAGAAGUCCUCUGUCAAUCUGCAGUUUCAACUCUGGGCCAAACAGUACCCGAGGUCCCCUGGAUCCCAGGUGACAGAGGCAAGGACAUGCCCCGUGGCCUUUGAAUGGGGUCUGGUUUGGCUUCAAAAAACUUCAUUCGAAGUUGGGCAGCCAUGUGGAAAUUUCAUUAAAUUUUCUUUAAUCACAA